Balearica regulorum gibbericeps (East African grey crowned-crane) is the source of this 273-nucleotide messenger RNA. The record is from RefSeq and is a predicted model, not a curated record. NCBI's taxonomy places the organism in Eukaryota, Metazoa, Chordata, Aves, Gruiformes, Gruidae.
CCCUUCCCGGCAGCCGCCGUGGCGUACUCGAAGCCCCGUUUGGCCACGUUCUGGUACUACGCCAAGGUGGAGCUGGCCCCGCCGACCCCCGCCGAGAUCCCCCGGGCCAUCGACAGCAUGAAGGCCAUGGUCAGGGGCUUCCAGACCGGCCGCCUGGCGCAGCUCACCGUCAAGGAAGCGCUGAGGAACGGUCUGGUGGCCACGGAGGUGCUGAUGUGGUUUUACAUCGGGGAGAUCAUAGGCAAGGGCGGCCUGAUCGGGUACAACGUCUGA